Messenger RNA from Miscanthus lutarioriparius, 972 nucleotides. NCBI's taxonomy places the organism in Eukaryota, Viridiplantae, Streptophyta, Magnoliopsida, Poales, Poaceae. The record is from the annotation of a GenBank genome assembly.
AUGGUCCCGGGUGAACCACCAGCACGGGAAGGCCAGCGCGCCGCCGCCACCAACAGCUGGAGCUCGGCCGACACCGACAGCGGGAGCGGCGGCGGCACCGCCUGGUCGCCGUCUUCGCAGCAGAAUUCGGUCAACUGUGCCACGCCCCGCAGCAGCGGGAGCAGCGGCACCAACCAGCAAGUGAGCUGGGACUUCAACUCGGCGUCGGCGCAGCUAAUCAAAGAAGCCCAGGCCAACCCUGCCGCCGCCGCCUCCGCCGCCGCAAGGGCAGAGAGCGCCGGUGGCGGUGUCGGCGGCGUGCCGGUGCCACAGCCACAGAUGGCACACAACGGGCCACCGCCAACGAGGAGAGCCUCUGCCAAAAUGUCGGCGGCUUCUUCGUCUGCACUGUUCUCCCAGGAUCACAUCGUCGCGGAGCGGAAGCGCCGGGAGAAGAUCAACCAGCGUUUCAUUGAGCUCUCAGUAGUCAUCCCCUGCCUCAAGAAGAUUAUUUCACAAUGCUCAUCAUCGGUCGGUUACUUUGUGAUCGAUCAGAUGGACAAGGCGACGAUCCUCUCCGACGCGACGAGGUACGUGAAGGAGCUCCAAGAAAAGCUCAAGGCACUCCAACAAGACGGCAGCGGCGGCAGCGCCCGGGGCAGCAUGGAGUCGGCGGUGCUUAUCAAGAAGCCGCGCAUAGCGGCGUCGGCCGGGGAUGACGAGGAUGGCGGCGGCGGCGCGCCUUCCCCUUCGUCCUGCGCGCCAGCUGGGGCUGCGGCGACCGCCAGGAACGCGCUGCCCGAGAUCGAGGCGAGGAUCUCGGACGGCAACGUCGUGAUGCUGAGGAUCCACUGCGAGGACGGCAAGAGGGUGCUGGCCGAGGUCGAGGGACUCUGCCUCAGCAUCACGCAUACCAAUGUCAUGCCCUUCUUGGCUUGCAUCCUCAUCAUAAACAUAAUGGCAAAGGCAAGUUCUCCAUUAGCCUGUUCAUAG